GCGCUUUUGUGUUUCCAAGUUUUGGUUUUGAGGCAGAGAGAGAUAAAGAGUUUAACAGGCAAAAAGGAAAUUAAAAAAAAAAAAAAGGAAAAAAGGAGAGCAAAAAUGGAUUCUUUCUCAACAGGUUCAAGUGGAACAGGAUCUCCCCAAAUUUCAACAGAAGAAUUCAUGGACCAGAUGAAGCUUCAACUUGCCCAGGCUUAUGCCCAGGAGUUCCUCGAGACUGUGAGGGAGAAGUGCUUUGACAAGUGUAUCACAAAACCUGGGUCAAGUCUAAGUGGAAGCGAGAGUAGUUGCAUUUCUAGAUGUGUGGAUCGUUACAUUGAGGCCACUGGUAUUAUUAGCAAAGCUCUUUUCAAUGCCCCACGCUGAAUUUGGAACCGGAGCAUUAUUGUUGAAGAUAAUGUAAGCUGCCAAAGUUUGUACAAAUCUUAAAUUCGAGGAUGAGUGAAAUUUGUGAUUGGUUUUGCUCGUCUUAUUUCUGAAAUUUGUCCUGGGGAGAUCAUACUCUGCAUAUUGUUUUUGAAUUUGUACUCGUUACCAGACAUCCGAAUAUCAAAACUCUGGGAAUUUACCUGCGAACUGCUCUUGCUUUUAUUA
Molecule: messenger RNA, 600 nt
Organism: Theobroma umbraticum
Lineage: Eukaryota; Viridiplantae; Streptophyta; Magnoliopsida; Malvales; Malvaceae
Gene: TIM13
Product: translocase of the inner mitochondrial membrane 13
Source: RefSeq, a predicted model, not a curated record